Molecule: messenger RNA, 317 nt
Organism: Notodromas monacha
Lineage: Eukaryota; Metazoa; Arthropoda; Ostracoda; Podocopida; Cyprididae
Source: the annotation of a GenBank genome assembly
GUCGGGCAUCGUGUGGACCUUCAUUAGACGUGCUGAUGACUUUGCUGGAAUUGGGCGUAAACAGGUACAAGCAACUUUUGAGCCAAAGAAAAACGAUCUACGAGAAGCUGAAGUCGGCUUUGCAGAUCGUAGCUGCAAAACACGGGGAGCGAAUCUUGGAAACGAAGAGUAACAAUAUUUCUUUGGCAUUUACGCUCGACAAUUACCCGAAAGAAGACGUUUCCAAACUGGGAUCUAUGUUGUUUACUAGGAAUGUUUCGGGGGCUAGAGUCGUUUCUGGAUUGGAAACGAAAACCGUGGCUGAUGUUCGAUUAUGU